Molecule: messenger RNA, 1296 nt
Organism: Quercus robur (English oak)
Lineage: Eukaryota; Viridiplantae; Streptophyta; Magnoliopsida; Fagales; Fagaceae
Product: probable xyloglucan endotransglucosylase/hydrolase protein 23
Exons: 3
Coding region: 86-1069 (327 amino acids)
Biological process (GO): xyloglucan metabolic process; cell wall biogenesis
Cellular component (GO): cell wall; apoplast
Molecular function (GO): xyloglucan:xyloglucosyl transferase activity; hydrolase activity, hydrolyzing O-glycosyl compounds
Source: RefSeq, a predicted model, not a curated record
CCCCACAACUUGACAUUGGGAGGCACCCUUCCAAUAACGUUCUCACUUCUCACUUACCUUUUCCCUCCUUUAAAAUGCCAAUUCCAUGCACCACAAUCUUCACCAACCCAACAUUAUUUCUCUCCUAUCUCAACCCUCUUCUGUCCCAUCCUCAUCAAUAAUAAUAACAAUAACAAAAGAAAAUCUCUCUAUGGCUCCCUCUUCUUCAACAUUGAAGCUGUUACUAACUUUCUUGGCUAGCUAUGCUUUGGUUGCCUAUGCAGGUAGCCUUAAUCAGAACUUUGAUGUCACUUGGGGUGAUGGUCGUGGUAAGAUACUCAAUAAUGGGGGACUUCUUACUCUCUCACUUGAUAGGGCCUCUGGCUCUGGCUUUCAAUCCCGGAAUGAAUUUCUCUUUGGUAAGAUUGACAUGCAGCUCAAACUUGUCCCUGGAAACUCUGCAGGCACAGUAACUGCAUACUAUUUAUCUUCAAAAGGGUCAACAUGGGAUGAGAUAGACUUUGAAUUCUUGGGUAAUCUAAGUGGUGAUCCUUACAUUCUUCACACUAACAUAUUCACCCAAGGAAAAGGAAACAGAGAGCAACAAUUCUACCUUUGGUUUGACCCCACGUCUAAUUUCCACACCUACUCUGUUCUUUGGAAUCCACAAGUCAUCAUCUUCUCUGUGGAUGGUACUCCCAUUAGAAAGUUCAAGAACUCUGAGUCAAUUGGCAUUCCAUUCCCAAAGAAACAGCCCAUGAGGUUAUACUCUAGCCUCUGGAACGCAGACGAUUGGGCAACAAGAGGAGGGCUUGUGAAGACAGAUUGGACACAAGCUCCCUUUACUGCAUCAUAUAGGAACUUCAAUGCCAAAGCAUGUUUAUGGUCUUCUGGGUCAUCUUCUUGUAGUUCAAAGUCUCCAUCUUCAAGAACUUCCAACAAUAAUACAUGGCUGAAAGAAGAUUUGGAUACCACAAGCCAAGCCAGGCUGAAGUGGGUGCAGAAAAAUUACAUGAUUUAUAACUACUGCACAGACACCAAACGCUUCCCACAGGGCUUUCCUCCAGAGUGUGCCAUUACCAAUGCAUAGUAGAGAUGGAAGAAACUACAAGAUAACAUAGUACCUAGGCCGUGGAUUUUUUUUUUUUUCUUUCUUUCUUAUAUAUUGGUCUUAGUUUUCACUUAGCGGGUUGAUUAUUUGUCGCACUCUUAUUAGCCACUCUUAUUAUCUUGUGAGAUAAUAUUAUUGUAAGCUUGUAUAAUAUAUAUUAUAUAUCUUAAUCUGAUUAAAAAACUAUUAAAUAUCGAUUUUCUUUA